Messenger RNA from Podarcis raffonei (Aeolian wall lizard), 2707 nucleotides. It is a transcript of the gene PRR5L, whose product is annotated as proline rich 5 like. Lineage: Eukaryota; Metazoa; Chordata; Lepidosauria; Squamata; Lacertidae. The record is from RefSeq and is a predicted model, not a curated record. Gene Ontology annotation, biological process: TORC2 signaling. Gene Ontology annotation, cellular component: TORC2 complex.
GGUUUGCUUGCUUUAAUGUCAGCAGUUUCAGAAAACCUGUGUGUGUUAGAGCUGAACGAGAAUUGGAUGCUUUGGAAGUUCAGGUUGAAUAUUGCUUUUGAAACGUAGGGGGAAAGGAAUUAUCUCUGGCAUUUUCUAUUGCGCCCCCACAAGCCGCUUCCUGGAUCCUUUCCACCUGAACUUAUGACCAAGGAUUCCACCCUAGCCCCAGCUCUUGCUUUCCAGUUCCAGAAGAUGGGCUCAUUCCGGAGGCCCCGGCCACGUUUCAUGAGCUCCCCAGUACUGACUGAUUUGCCACGGUUCCUGGCAGCUCGGCAAUCUCUGCAGCUUAGCUCCAACUCUGCCUGGAACAGUGUUCAAACAGCAGUGAUCAAUGUGUUCAAAGGGGGAGGCUUGCAAAACAAUGAACUCUACAUCCUCAAUGAAAAUGUAAGGCGAUUGUUGAAGAGUGAACUUGGAUCCUUCAUCACAGACUAUUUCCAGAACCAGCUCCUUUCGAAGGGCUUGCUGUUUAUGGAGGAGAAGGUUAAACUUUGCGAAGAAGAGAAUCGCAUUGACAUACUAUCUGAACUCUGGGAUCACUUCUUCACAGAGACUCUUCCCACACUCCAGGCUAUAUUUUACCCUGUUCAGGGCCAAGAAUUGACUAUUCGCCAGAUUGCGUUGCUCGGCUUCCGAGAUUUGGUCUUACUAAGAGUGAAUUUGGAUGAGAUUCUUCCUCGGGUCCAAACCAAACUUCCACCUUCCAUUGUCCAGAUGCUGCUGAUUUUACAGGGAGUACAUGAACCUACAGGUCCCAGUAAGGCCUUCAUGCAGUUGGAGGAGCUUGUUAAACUCGUGGUCUCCCCAUACCUCGGUUUGUGCGAAGAACACUGCUUCCCUGGUAGUACGUGUGCUCUGGAGAGAAGGUAUCAUAGACCUCGUGCCAAACCCAAUGGGCUGAGCUUCUCUUCUCACGCUGUGGCAGACCGACAAGUCAGCGAGACUGCCUUGACGCCUCUGACUGAGCAGGAGGGCGAGGCAUAUCUGGAGAAGUGUGGGAACAUCCGCCGCCACACUGUUGCCAACGCUCACUCUGAUAUCCAGCUGUUGGCCAUGGCUUCCAUUAUGCACUCUGGGAUGGUGGUGGAGGAACCAGACAGUGGCGACACAUGCCUCCUCCUGCAGCCCAGCUUAAACCACAGGCAAUGUUCCAGUGAGCCCACGAUAGUAGAUGGACCGGAAGGGCUGGGGACAGCAUCCAUGCAGGAACCCACAGAACUGAACUGCACAUCUGUCUGCUGAAAUGCCGUGUGGAGGGACGAAGGACCAAGUGUGUUAGGCAAACCAUUGUUUUGUCAUUUGCUGAGAACAGAGGAGUCAAACUCCAGAAAUGAGAUCAACAUGCCAUGUCCUAACUUAAUAUUGGAAGACUUUUUGGAAAUAAUAGUUUUCAGGCCAGGUUCUAAUUUUAUGUGGCUUAUAUAUAUUGUUUUCAAGGUACAAAGCUGCUACUUUCAAGCAUUCCAACAUCCCUUCCCUUUCCUUUUCUCUGGAUUUUUCAGACCUUUUCUCCUCCUGAGUUGGUCUUUCACUCUUUUGUCGCAUCUUAUGUGUGGUGUCCUAUGAAAUCGGGAGAAUGAUCGAUACUAUUAGGCACACACUUUUCCCUAGCGACACUUUAUGGCACAUGCAGGAGGCCAGCUAUGAAGCAUGCUGGUUCAAGUCUGAUGGGUGAAACUGCACCCAAUUUCCAGAGUUAGAACUCUAUAAUAUACUGAACGAACAUUGCCUCAUUCUGCAGCAAAAGCUGGUGACCAGGUUGCACAAGCCAUUUCUGAAUGUUGGGGAUUUUGAGGUUUUCUUUUCAGCAUUGCUCUUCUCAGGGAUCCCUUAAGUAUAUUCCAAAGAAAAAUCUAAGCUCAACUUCCACAGUCUAGUUACUUCCAGUUGUUGGACUCCAAUUCCCAUCAGCCCCAACCAGAAUAGUCAAUGGUCUGGUGAUGGGAGUUGGAGUCCAGUGACAUCUGGAAGGAACUAGGCUGGGAAAGACCCUCUAAAUUUUUAGAUUCCAGGAGACACAAUUGGAGAAGAGGCUGUUUUUAAGGAUCUCAUGCUAAGGAACUUGUGGGUGGUAUUUAACUAAGUUUUACUCAGAGGAGACCCGCUGAAAUUAAUGAACCUAAUUUAGUCAUGUUGGUUACUUUAAGUGGGACCACUAUGGAGUGGCAAUGGUGCUAUGCAUGUAUUAACAUGUAGAACUGAGAACUGUCCACCCUACCCAUUGUUUCCAUGAACACCAAGAAUGAAAGAAACCCAGCUUUCUUACUAAACAAUGGGAUUCCAUUACAUAUGGGAAACUUUAGGCUGAUGGGGAUCUAACCUUGUUUGGGGGCAACACUCCUCCUCUUGUAAAAGAGGGCCAUUUGUUGACUGGUAUGGAGAAUGUGUAAUGCCUUCUAUACUUAUGUUCUUACCUCUGACACAAAGCUCAGUACCAGGACAGACUUGCUUUCUGGAAGCUGUGUAGUGGUGUCUUUCUGGAGUCCAGGGUUCCAGUUUCUAGAAACCUGAUGCUUCAGUCACAACACAGUUCUGUUACCAAAUACCUUUGGUAAUCCAAGUUAUCAUGGGGGUGGGUAGGGGUGAUGUUCCUCAGGUUCUCCUUCUCCCAAUGAGGUUGAUUCCAAGAACCUGUUAGCAAUUGAAAUAGCUAGAUUUUUACUUU